Messenger RNA from Oncorhynchus mykiss (rainbow trout), 6194 nucleotides. The record is from RefSeq and is a predicted model, not a curated record. NCBI's taxonomy places the organism in Eukaryota, Metazoa, Chordata, Actinopteri, Salmoniformes, Salmonidae.
CAUGAGGAAACCAUUAGAAAACCACUUUAUCUGUCCAGUUUAUAUAAUCAAACUCUGACAUCGUGUUGAAGGAAUCAUACAAAAAAACAUUUGUCAAAUAAGAUGAGAAAGGCAUGUUUCAAAUGCGUAACCUACAUGUAGACAUUUUCCCAACGAGGAUCACUAUCUACUUGAUAAGAAAUAUUAUCAGUCACAAAUCAUCCAUUCUCACUCGUUUUUGAAGCUGUUUUGUGUGUUUCUCCCUCAACCUAACAGAGGAAAGGUGAGACGGUGCAGACUGUCAUUCACGCCGCCCCAUCACAGAGGCGCCCUGUACGUCUCUGAGCUCCGUACACCACCAAUCAUAACAAUAGGAGGGUGACGGACAACGCUGGGUUAGGUUGUCUACUGUCUGAUUGGGAAAUAACAAAACCUAAAACCACACAGUGCUGCUGAGAGUCGGAAGUUUUACCGAGGGGCUGGGGACGAAGACACAAAUACAACUGAAUCGGACGCGACAUUUAUUUGCACUGUGGUUAUUCCCCUGUCGAGGUGGUGGCUACAAGCUAACGUUAGUGAAGACGGUCCGCGAGCAAACCACCAACCAAGUGCCGUGGAGAAGUCGGGGGCUGAGAUAGUGGAAAGAAGUGUUGGUGGUGUCUCUUCGACAAUAGUCUGACAAAGGGGCAGUCAAGACAAAUCGUGGCUACUAUUAGCGAGACGAAGCCACAGACCGUGUUCAGCACCGGGUAGAGUCCCAUAUGCUUGGUGGUGUGUAUCAUACCUUGUUGGACUCGGGUUUUUUGAAGCGUCUGCUAAAUGUCUGUAGACUGUCGGGUGCAGCAACGCCUGCAUGUAUGUGUGCUAGCUAGUUAGCCACAGUAGCUAUCCCGUUGAUAUCAUUACAUCUGACUCGGUUAGCCAGCAGCGUUGAGCUCGUUUCAACGUCGAAACUAAAACAAACAAAAAAAAAAAUAACAUUUUGUCUUAUUCUUGAGACACCGCUGUUAACUAACCGUGCGAACUAGUGGGGAAAAAAUAGCAACAUUUCCUCUGAUAGCUACGCCUUGCUGUGUCAUGUCAUUCAAGUUGUAAGCGAAGUCCUUUCCGAAGAGUAUGCAGGACAAGAAACGAGUUGGGAUAAGUAUAUAGCAAAAAAGGGGACAGAGCAAUCUUACAUUGAUUGAUUGAAGUUCAUAUCGGCUGCCCCUCCAAAAAAAGACUGCAUUUGGAGGUCAAAAGGAAGCCAGAAUGAAGAAGUUCUCCCGAAUGCCGAAGUCUGAGAGUGGCGGGCUGGGAGGGGGGUCCGGCUCCGGACUCAGCAACUACUUCGGGAAAGUGUUCGGCGUGGGCCGGUUUCAAGUCACCGUGGAAGAACUCAUAGCUGAAGGCGGUUUCUCUGUGGUGUUCCUGGCCCGGACACAGAGUGGCAUGCGCUGCGCUCUCAAGAGGAUGUACGUCAACAAUGUCCCUGACCUCAACAUCUACAAGAGAGAGAUCACUAUUAUGAAAGAGCUGUCAGGUCAUAAGAACAUAGUGAACUACCUGGACUCUACCAUCAACUCCGUAGGGGACAGUGUCUGGGAGGUCCUUAUCCUCAUGGAGUACUGUAAAGCUGGUCAGGUAGUGAAGCAGAUGAACCAGCGUCUCCAUAUAGGGUUUACGGAGCCGGAGGUGUUGACCAUCUUCACUGAUACCUGUGAGGCUGUGGCCAGGCUGCAUCAGUGUAGAACCCCUGUCAUACACAGGGACCUGAAGGUAGAGAACAUCCUCCUGAGUGAUAAUGGGAGUUAUGUUCUGUGUGAUUUUGGAAGUGCUACUCACAAGGUGCUGCUCCCACACAAAGACGGAGUGACCGCCGUGGAGGACGAAAUCAAGAAGUACACGACCCUGUCUUAUCGAGCUCCAGAGAUGAUUAACGUGUACGCAGGGAAGGCCAUUACCACCAAGGCUGAUAUAUGGGCUCUUGGUUGCUUGUUGUACAAGCUGUGUUUUCUUCUGUUUCAGGCUCUUGGUUGCUUGUUGUACAAGCUGUGUUUCUUCUCGCUCCCGUUCGGGGAGAGUCAAGUCGCCAUAUGUGAUGGAACCUUUGUCGUUCCCGACAAUUCCAAAUUCUCCUUCAAGCUGCACUGCUUAAUCAGAUAUAUGCUUGAGCCUGACCAUGAGAAGAGACCAGACAUCUAUCAAGUCUCCUACUUUGCCUUCAAGUUAGCUGGAAAGGAGUGUCCAGUGCCAAAUCUCUUUAGCUCCCCUCUCCCCACGUCACUCCCUGAGCCACUCACAGCCAGCGAGGUUGCUGCUAGGAAGAGCAUGACGAAAGCCAGAAUCACAGAGUCCGCGGGCCCGACGGCAACUUCCAUCGCUCCGAGACAGAGACCCAAGGCUGCCAACAGUAAUGUGAUACCCAUCCCUGUAGCCAACACAGCUGUCACCCCUAUAGCCGUGCCUGCCGCUGCCACGCCCAUCGCCGCCACGCCCAUCGCCGCCACGCCCAUCACCGCCACGCCCACCGCCGCCACGCCCAUCACCCCUACAGCUGUGCCUUCUGUAGCCGUCAGCAAUGGGCAGAAAGCUCCAACACCUGGUAACAGCCAGCCGGUUGCUCCACAGCCCCAGACAGCCAACAGGGUCCUUCAACAGCUGCAACCUGGAGACCUGCGUCUGCAACAACAUCUCCAUCCUGUCCAUCCACAGCAGCUCCAAUACCUUCAGUACCAGCAGGCCCUUCAGCAGCAGAUGAUGAUACAGCCCAUGUAUCAGCAACAACAGGCCCAGGCCCAGGCCCAGGCCCAGGCUCAGGCACAGGCCCACUACGUAGCAAUGAUGCACCAGUACCACCAGGCCUUUGCGCAGCAGCAACAACAACAACAACAACUACUACAACAACAGCAACUACAACUCCAUCAACAACAACAACAACAACUACUACAACAACAGCUACAACAUCAACAGCAUUCCACCCAGCAGCCCACUGUGACCUCCCCGCUAGAGUUCCAACAUCCUUUGGGCUCUUUUAACCCGCCUGGAUCUGGGGUCAGCCCUGGGGUCGUGGCAAUCGGGGCUGGUGCUGGAAAUGUGACACCUUCCCCUGUUGAGGCUCUAUACACCAGUAGAAACCCUCUGGUGGACCUAAAGGUGACCACCCCUCCCCCCCGGACCCAACCCCAGACCCUGGUCACCCCCCAGACCCUGGUCACCCCCCAGAGCCUGGUCACCCCCCAGAGCCACCCUCCUGACAUGUCCCGCUGGAACCCCUUUGGAGAGGACAACUUCUCCAAACUAACAGAGGAGGAACUUCUGGACCGCGAGUUUGACCUCCUCAGAGCAAGUAAACCCAUGGAGAGAACCACUAGCAUGGAGGCAGACCGACCGCUGCAGCCAAUCACCUCCGCCGCAACCGCCAAGCCCCUCCUCCCUGAAUACCUGUUUGGCUCCGCCCCCUUCCUGGCUAGCGCAGGUUCUAGUGUGAUGACAGAUCAGCCCAUUGAAGAGCUCAGUAUCCCAGCCGCUGCUCCUGUCCCCAUGGGCCAGCCAGCCCUUGAGGAACAGCUACAGCAACCUCCUGCCAAGGAGCACAAACCAAGCAGGAGGAGAAACUCCUCUGACAGCGGUUCACAGACGACCCGCAAACCACCGGGCGGCGAAUCAGACAGCGACUUCGAGUCGGACCCUCCUUCCCCUAAGAGCAGCGAGGAGGAAGACGAGCCGGAGGAGGACGAAGGGCUGAACAGCGAGCAAGAGCAUGGAGAAUUCUUCAACGAACUGGAAAAUGUGGAGGAAAUGGAGACGCUGGGCCAGAGGCCUCUGUUAAUGGACUCGGAGGACGAGGAGGAUUACGACAAACACAGCUCCGACUCGGACUACGAGCCCAGGAAAGCUAAGGGAGGACGCUCAAAGAGGCUCCCAGGAGGUAAAGGAGGGGCAGUGGCUGCUGCAGCUACUGUCUCCCAUGAGGGAGGUCCAAGCGGGGAGUCGGAGGCCACGCUGAUCAUGAUCACACCUUCUGAGUCGCCCGGUGUGGCUGCUGUUAGAGCUCCCCCUAGUGGUGGUGGAAUCAAGGACAUAUUUGGUGCCGAUGUGUUUUGCGCGGUGCCUUUCUUUCCCCCUGUGGCGUCCCCCACAGAAAGAGCAGACAUCUUUUCCGCGGCUCCCUUCAGGCAGGUGAGCCAAGAGGCCGUGGCCAUCCAAGCCACGGAGGAGUUUGAUGUCUUUACAAAAGCUCCGUUCAGCCGGAACCUCUCGAAAUCUGGCAAGACCGGCAGCAGCGAAGUCUCUAUGGGUCAGAACCCGCCUGUGUCCCCUGAGAUUAUCGACCCGUUCGGCUUCUCCCCCUUCCAGCCCGGCCCCACGGCCCCGCCACCAAUCACCUCCAGGAGCGCCGAGGACAUCUUCCAUCCAGCCUUCGACGAUUUGACCAGUCCUCAGCAGCAGAGGCUAAAGCAGCGCAGCCUCCAGAAGCUGUCUUCGCGGCAGAGGAAGCUCUCUGGCAGCACCGACGGCGGCGGCAACGGCAAGCGCCACCACGGUACGCCUACCGGCGGCCGCAAGAGCAACAAGCCCAGCUUCCGAACCCCAGAGCGCGUCCGCCGGCACAAGAAGGUCGGCAGGAGGGACUCCCAGAGCUCCAACGAGUUCCUCAGCACCUCAGACUCCAAGGAGAACAUCAGCGUCGGCAGCGUAACGAUGACCGACAAAGACAAAGGGUCUUCCCUACCUAGCCUUCCUAGUGAGGUCGACCCCAUCUUGGACCCAUUUGGUGCCAAACCUUUCGGCCCUCAAGAUGGCAGCCGACUCAACCAGGGCCAGUACCAAGGUCUAAUGGACGGCAAGACAGACAUAGUUUCGGCCAAUGGCAGGCCUCAGACCAGCUCCCUCCACGGGGCGCUGGGGGUUGGGAACAUCAUGGAUGACUUUGGGGCGGUGCCCUUCACAGAACUGGUGGUUCACCCUGGACAGCAGCAGCAGCCGUCUCAGCUCGUGGAGCUGGAUCCUUUUGGAGCUGCUCCUUUCCCCUCCAAACAGUGAAUGUCUCACUCGUCUUCCCGCCACAAACACACUCGUGCUCUUGUCUUUCUCAAUCACGUCGCUGUGUUACGCCAAGCCUAUGCAGUCCCCAGGGGGGUGAAUUCCCAUCCAAAGGAUGGCAGCUAGAUCGGUGGUGUGGUAGUUGAUUAUCUUUUCAGCCAAAUGAAACUACCAGCAAUGGCUCGAACGACUCUCAAGUGUUUCCAAUGCUUUUUUUUUUUUUUCCCUUCUCAAAAAUAUUUUUUAAACACGCUAGUAACUGGAUAUUGGGAUUAACAAAACCAACGUAAACCUGUGGAGUAUGGAUGAUUUAUUUCAGGUUCGGUAUGCGUCUACUUCUGCCUGUACCUGUUUUCUAACAAGCCUUUUAUGCUGCAUCGCAUCGAUACAUUUCAACAGGAUUGAUACCGGUUUCACUCAAGAUCACACUGUGACAAACAACAAAGCUCGCUCAGUGUUCCGACUGGUUGAGUUGCUGCAGCAACAAAAAAAAACUAAUACUUUUAUGUGUAGAUAUAGUGGCCUCCUUCGAGAUCUACCAAUAAGAUUUGAUUAAUUUAGCACCAUAAAGCCUUAUAUGGGCAUGGCUCUGCCCUACUGCACAGUACCUCGGAAACCAUUGGCUAAGCAAAUGACACAAAAGGGCAACGUUAGCCAACAGAAUGAGUCGUUUCAGAGUAGGCAUUCACCACUGUAUUAUGUCACCCUACAUAGACCCUUUUCUAUGCAUAUUUUUACAUUUACAGUCGACUUAGACACAGCGAUAAAUGUUUUUGGUUUUGUAAUUGUUUUUAUUGCAUUUAAUACUAGAACGAAAGGGAUUUUGGUUCUGUUUUAAAGAUGGCUUUUUUUCCUUCUUCGUGAUUUAAGACCGUUUCAAUGUUAGGUUUGUUUCUAUACUUUUAGCAUUACAACUGUGUCAGUAAAUUAAAUUCUGUUCUAUUUUAAAAAGUGAUGUUAUUUUACCUUAACCCAAUUUUUGAAUGAGAGGAAGAACACAACUGUUCGCCUACGUAGUGACACGGAAUCUACCGAUAUCUGACUACUUCCACCUCUUCUUAGUCCUGAAAACAGACUCUCUCGUCGAUUUGGUAACACAAGCCAUGCAUUCAUAAAGGGAAAGGGAGUCUAAAGAGGUACAACUUAUUAGAAUCAGUUCGUGUUGAAAUUAAAUGCACUUUCAGCAUCAA